AUGGCAAAGUCGUCCAGCAGGGCAAAUGGGAGCAAAAAGAAUGGUAUGAAAUUCAAGAUAUUAGUAGAAAAGCUUCAGAUGAGUUUUCUACUACGCAAGAGGUCACCGGUGAAUCAUUUCGAUGAUUUUGAGGACUCCAAGGAUGUUACCAACGACGUUAAAGAAGGGCAUUUCACGGUAAUGGCAGUGGACGGUGACAAGAUUCAGAGAUUCAUCGUUCCGCUGAGUUAUUUAAGGAAUCCUUGUUUCUUAAUGCUAUUGGAAAAAGCUGCAGAGAAGUAUGGGUUUGAACAUGAAGGUGCACUCAUGCUUCCUUGCAGGCCAAGUGAGCUGGAGAAGAUUCUUGCCAACCAAUAUAUAUACUGGAAGAGCAGAUUGGAGUUCUCCUACAAGUCAAGAGCUUUAAGUUUAAAUUAA
Messenger RNA from Ipomoea nil (Japanese morning glory), 417 nucleotides. Its product is annotated as auxin-responsive protein SAUR32-like. The record is from RefSeq and is a predicted model, not a curated record. Bases 1 to 417 code for a protein of 138 amino acids. Lineage: Eukaryota; Viridiplantae; Streptophyta; Magnoliopsida; Solanales; Convolvulaceae. Gene Ontology annotation, biological process: response to auxin. The transcript has a single exon.